This is a messenger RNA of Zootermopsis nevadensis, 1719 nucleotides long. RefSeq lists its product as uncharacterized. NCBI's taxonomy places the organism in Eukaryota, Metazoa, Arthropoda, Insecta, Blattodea, Termopsidae. The record is from RefSeq and is a predicted model, not a curated record.
CAUCGCAUAGUAGGAAGAUGGUUUGUGUAUUGUUUGGAGGGAUCCGUAUUGUACUUUUGUAAAAGUUGUAGUUCGUCAAAAAUGACACGAAGUGUAUUAUAUUUUCUUAUAUUUCUUUUCCUUGCUUUAAGUUCAGUUCAUGGUGGAAGCAAAGCUGAUAGCAGUAAUAAAAAAGAUGAGUACUACAGAGGGGUAAGAUCAUAUGGAGAUCAACAGAAAAGAUCUAAUUUCCAAACAAACGAGAAAAGUGUAUCAGCACCAUCUGGGAAGAGUUCUGGAGGUGGCUUGGGUGCAUGGGGCUACAUGGUCAUUAUUCUUACAAUAACUGGUAUAGGAACUGGAAUUUACUAUUUCAGUCUAUUCUAUCCUAUCCUGUGUAAGAGAACGAGGACAUAUGAUGUAAUGGAGAUUUCUUCUGUAUGAAGGAAAGUCAGCAUGCAUUGUAUUUAUGGAAACCACUGUGUUCUGUCAUGAUCAAGAAAUUGAAGUACAUCUAUUUUCAGAUGUUUGAUUGUCAUGCAUUAUUCAGAGUUGUGUAACUAUGGAACUGCAUUACUUUAUUAAUUUUCUACAAGUAACUUUUGUACAGAAAGAACAGGGCAUAUAGUAGCUUUGAUGUUUCCAAUAUUUGUAAACAUGGCUGUAAAUUGUCCACAUUAAUUUAUCUACCAGUGUAUUUCUAUGAGAGUUUACAAGGCAUUUCUCCACAAAACUUAGUUUACAUAAACUUAAUUUAUGAACUGCCUAUAGUACUAUCUUAACAUGACCAUGUGAACUUGUUCCAAAAAGUAGGCAUUUUUGAUUGCUAUAGUUUGGGUAGUAACUUAAGAAACUUCUGCAGAAGUUAUAUUUGUCAAUUAUUAGUAAUUAAUAAUAUGGCUUCAAGACUAACAGCAGUUUGGCAUUGUGGCCCUUGGAAAGGGAAAGGUUCUAUAUUUGUGAUAUAAAUAUAGACCCAUAUUUGUGUGGGUCACUACCCUUUCUCCAAACGCACAGCAUGAGGUAAUAGUUUUUGGUUAAAUAGACUUUGAAUGGAAAGGCUUGUGAUGAAUGAUGAAAGUCCUGGGUUCAAACCUGUCUAACAUGUAAGCUACUUUAAUAAAGUCUUCUCAGGCCGUGUUAGUUGGUGAUUGAUUGAUCACCAAAUAACACGGCUGAUAGCCCGAGAAGACUUUAUUAAUGAAAGCUGCAGUGAAAGCUUCAACAUCAUAUGUAAGCUACUGUUCACGACUGUAAUGUUGAGACUUGCAAGGAAUGCAGGAUGUCCGAAGUGUUAAAGGCAGACGCUAUUUUUCCUCCUUCACCCCACUUCCUCACCCCACAAGUCUCAAGAUUAGAAUUGCGAACAGUAAUGCAGGGAAGAUCUUGCGUGAAGAAAAAUUGAACACACUAGUAUUAAAGUCUUUAGCAGAAAAGUGAGUUGCAAACAAAGGUUCAUAGGUUACUUCCUAGCUGCAGAGAGCAUUCAUGUUGUCCAAGGUUCCGGAAACACCUAUAAGUCUGCGUCUAAACUAAGCUGGCCGUAUAUAUUAGCAUAUUAAUAACUCAUAAUUAGCAGUAAUCUCUACAGAUAUGAUAAUUUGUGAUUAUUACAUGAUUAUCACAGACAUUUUCUACUUGGUGUCUUACACAUUAUUAUCGUUCAUGAUUUAUUUAAUGAUACUGUGUCAAGUAGAAAAGUUGUAUAGUGUCAAACAAUAAAAGACUAAUUAAGAAUAA